Symbiodinium sp. CCMP2592 is the source of this 1362-nucleotide messenger RNA. Lineage: Eukaryota; Dinophyceae; Suessiales; Symbiodiniaceae. The record is from the annotation of a GenBank genome assembly.
AUGUUUCCCGGCCGUGACUGCGAGAAUCAAACGAAGCUGGUCAAGAAGCACAUGACUUCCAGUGGCACUAGCGGGUGCGGACAGUGUUCACCUCGGAAAGAACAGCUUCUCGUGCCUUUGUCAAUUAUGGCGGAGCUGGAGGAGGAGCAAGAGGCCCAGCUUCUGCCCAAGAAGUAUGCGGAACAUCAGGCAGUCAAGGAACAGCUGGCAGCCCGCGAAGAGAAGCUGGCCGAAGGUGCCGGGGCGAUCUGCAAGCUGUACUGCAUCCCCCGAAAUGCAGAGCAGUGUGUCGAAAUCCAGGUGCGAGAAGGAAGCCGUCAAGUGCGCUGGGGCUGGGUUGGGCCCAAUUUCGGCAAGGUGGGCUGCAAGUACAUCAGCAUCUGCAGGUCGCUGGUGACACCUGGCGAGUUCUUCUGCGUCCCCUAUGAUGCUGCACACGUGCUGCUGGUGAACAUUGACGAAGACACAAUCACUGAGGUGGGUGAGAAGGUAAGUCCGGAUUUGGUGACCAAGUACGCAACAGCUGCCAGUUCUUACGACUGGAACGGCCGAAUCUACGCAGCACCUUUCCUUGCUCAAAGGGUACUCCAGAUUGAUCCUUACACAGGCACUGUCGGCGAGGUCGGACCACGCCUAGUAAAAUCUGAGCAGGGCGAGUGGUGGGUAACGAUUGCUUCCCCAAUCACUCUCAAGAUCUACGCCAUUCCGUGGGAUGCGCGUCACGUGAUGGAGAUUGAUCCUGUCCGUGGUGGUGCAACUCGCAAGGUCGGACCGGACUUGGGGCCCACGCCGGGCAAGUACUGUUCCGCGAUCGUCGCUGGCGACGGCAGCAUCUUCGCACCUCCCUACAACGCGCGCAAGAUCUUGCGCAUUGACGGCACAGGGAACGUGAGUCUUGUUGCACCAGAUCUUGGAGUGGGACCCCGCAAGUAUUGCUGUAUUUGCCAGGGCGCCAAUCGUCUGCUCUAUGCACCGCCACUGUAUGCAGACCAGGUGCUGGAGAUCAGUACAUCUGGCAAAGGCAAUCGCCUCAUCGGUCCUGCAAUCGGCAAUGGAGAGGCGAAGUAUGCGUGCGCUGCCCUCGGACCUGAUGACAAAAUUUACUGCGCUCCUCUGGAGGCACACCGUGUCCUCCUCAUCAUCCCCGAGGAUCACGAGGUUGAAGAGAUCGGCGUCGAUCUGGGCAAGGAGGAGGAGAAAUACUCAUGCAUCGCACCAGCGCCUGUGGGGCCCAUGAUGUACGCAGCACCACGCAAUGCACGCUUCUUGCUGGAGGUCGAUACGAAAAGAUGCUUUGUCCGGGAGGUUGGCAAGGAUCUGGGCCCCGUGAAGCGCAAGUUCACCGCCAUCCUCACCGGGUGA